Messenger RNA from Populus trichocarpa (black cottonwood), 4022 nucleotides. Its product is annotated as potassium transporter 4. Gene Ontology annotation, cellular component: membrane. Gene Ontology annotation, molecular function: potassium ion transmembrane transporter activity. Gene Ontology annotation, biological process: cell tip growth; potassium ion transmembrane transport. The transcript is spliced from 8 exons. Bases 1250 to 3751 code for a protein of 833 amino acids. Lineage: Eukaryota; Viridiplantae; Streptophyta; Magnoliopsida; Malpighiales; Salicaceae. The record is from RefSeq and is a predicted model, not a curated record.
UCACUGAGAUCACAUCAGUCUAUACAAAUAUAAUUGAGUUUUCGAACAUUAAAUUAAAUAAUAGUAACAAUAAUAAUUUAAGGUUAAUAAUAAUAAUACUAGGCAGAUGUGUCUUGCCUGUUCCUUGCUGAGCUCCACUAAAACCAGACCCCCUCUCAGAAGCUCAGAGAGAGAGAGAGAGAGAGAGAGAGAGAGAGAGUUCCUUAAGGUUCACGUCUGCUUUGCAUCUGCCAAUGGAGGCACAAUCUGGAGUCCAACGCUCUCCUAAUCCCUCUCACGUUAUUCCUCUCCCUCUCUAUUUCAUUUUUUCUAUCGUUUAUCUUGAUUGUUUUUAUAUAUGAUUCAUAGUUUGAGCAAUCAUCAGUAGAAAUGUAAAGAGAGGAAGUGGGAAAUGAUUUUUGUUGCAGUUUUCAAAUGGAUGUUAGUUUGUAAUUGAUUGUGUAAAGAUUUAGCAGUGAAAUGGAUGGAUUGGAUGCAUCAUACAGUUUCAUUGAGAUCUUAUUUGAAGGAUUUCAGUGAGUUUGACUGUCAGAAAUCAAACAGCCCCUCUCUCUGUAUUAUCAUGUUUUUAUAUAUUGUUUUGUUUUGUAAGAUAAACACAAAUGAUUUUUCAACUACAGUAGUUGGUUUUAAUGAUUUAUUUUCUUUUAUUUAGUCAACUUCUUGUGUGUUUCGUUGGCCCUUUGAUUAGUUCUUUCUAUUUUAUUCAUGUUGGUGAGAUUAGCUUCUUUUUUCAAUGUGAUUUAUAACUCUUGGCAUAGCAAGAAUGCAUUUUUCGCUGACGAAGUCAAGAAUUGAAACCUCCCCCCACCUGAUAUGAUAUUUUACUCUUUGUUCUUAUUUUAAAGCAUUAUAUGAACGGUUUACAUAGGUUGAUGUCUGGAUUUUUUGCGGUUGUAUGCUUCUGUGUUAAGUUAUAUGCUGAAUCAUAAGAACCCAAAUGAUAGAGGUCGAGUUCUUUGUCACAUCAUAGUCAUUGAUAAUCAUUUAUUUAAAACAUUUAUGUAUAAAGAGAGAAAUUUUUUUAUUCGAUGGUUUCAGCGUAAAUAGUUUUAGUCAAUGGCAAAGUCAAGUGAGUAACAUGAUGGAUUAAAUUGAAAACAUAGAGAUUACUCUAAGAAUAUUUAGUAAAAAUAAAAAUCAAGCAAGGGAGUAGCCUUCUUUUUUAUUUUUAUUAUUCUCGUCCAGGAUUAUGCCCUGGAUCAUUAGAUAAAAAUCCAUAAAUGAAAAGAGAUGAUUUUUUUUUUUAAUGUGCCUAAUCAAAGUGUGCCGCUCAUGCUUUCAACAAGUCUUGUUGCCUCCCUUUAGUUCUCAAUUCAGGCUGGUUGUAUUUCCUGGCAUCAGAAGUAAAUUAAACAGGAGUACUAUUUUUUAUGGAGCUAAAAUUUCAAUAGUUUCCUUGACUUUGAGCCAUAGCUUGACUUGCAUGAUUUUGCAGCUUUCAUGGGUAACUCUAUCCAGGAAUCUACUAUUGGCAUAUCAAAGCUUUGGGGUAGUGUAUGGAGACCUAAGUACUUCACCUCUUUACGUUUAUACAAACAUAUUUGCUGGGAGGAUGCAGAAUCACCAGACUGAGGAAGUAAUAUUUGGAGCAUUUUCCUUGGUUUUCUGGACCUUUACAUUGAUACCUUUGAUCAAGUAUGUCUGUAUUGUAUUGAGCGCAGAUGACAACGGUGAAGGCGGCACAUUUGCUCUUUACUCGUUGCUUUGCAGGCAUGCAAAGUUGAGCUUACUUCCCAAUCAACAAGCAGCUGAUGAGGAGCUCUCAUCCUACAAGUAUGGCCCUUCAACACAGGCUAUGGCCUCCUCUCCAUUGAAGAGAUUUCUGGAGAAGCACAAAAGGCUUCGGACUGCCCUACUUAUUGUCGUCUUGUUUGGUGCUAGCAUGGUCAUUGGUGAUGGCGUGCUUACUCCAGCAAUAUCUGUUUUGUCAGCAGUAUCUGGGCUACAAGAAGCUAACAAUAAAUUGACUAAUGGCGAACUUGUCUUGCUUGCCUGUGUCAUUUUGGUCGGCCUCUUUGCUCUGCAGCAUUGUGGCACUCACAAGGUAGCCUUUAUGUUUGCACCAAUUGUAAUCAUCUGGUUGGUGUCAAUUCUGUCCAUUGGACUGUACAACAUUGUACAUUGGAACCCAAAGAUUGUUCAUGCUUUGUCGCCUCAUUACAUUAUAAAGUUCUUCAACCAUACUGGUAAAGAAGGUUGGAUUUCACUUGGAGGGGUCCUUCUUUCCAUAACUGGCACUGAAGCAAUGUUUGCUGAUCUUGGUCAUUUCACUGCCUUAUCUAUUAGGCUUGCUUUUGCAUUGGUAAUUUACCCUUGUUUGGUUGUACAAUACAUGGGCCAGGCUGCAUUUCUGUCUAUAAAUCCCAAAUCCAUUCCAAACAGUUUCUAUGACUCGAUACCUGACAAGUUAUUCUGGCCUUUAUGCAUUAUUGCCACCCUUGCUGCUAUUGUUGGGAGUCAGGCUGUUAUCACUGCCACUUUCUCUAUUGUUAAACAAUGCCAUGCCCUUGGAUGUUUUCCACGAGUUAAAGUUGUUCACACUUCGAAACACAUAUAUGGGCAGAUCUACAUCCCAGAAAUAAACUGGAUCCUCAUGAUCCUUACUCUUGCUGUAACUGUUGGAUUUCAAGACACAACUUUGAUUGGAAAUGCUUAUGGACUUGCUUGCAUGACAGUUAUGUUUGUCACAACAUUUCUGAUGGCACUUGUCAUAAUCUUCGUUUGGCAGAAGAGUGUCAUUCUGGCUGUGCUUUUCCUUCUAUUCUUUGGGUUCAUUGAGGGUGUCUACUUGUCUGCAGCCCUCAUGAAAGUGCCCCUGGGAGGAUGGGCCCCUCUUGUGCUCUCAGCCAUUUUUAUGUUCAUUAUGUACAUUUGGCAUUACGGGACUCGCAAGAAGUACAACUUUGAUCUGCACAACAAAGUUUCAUUAAAAUGGUUACUGGGCUUGGGCCCCAGUCUUGGCAUUGUCCGUGUACCGGGAAUAGGUCUCAUAUACUCUGAAUUGGCCACUGGAGUUCCAGCAAUCUUCUCACACUUUGUAACAAAUCUCCCUGCAUUUCACAAGGUUCUAGUUUUUGUUUGUGUCAAAUCAGUUCCUGUUCCAUAUGUUUCCCCUGAAGAACGCUUCCUCAUUGGUCGAGUAUGCCCAAGACCAUAUCGCAUGUAUAGGUGCAUAGUGAGGUAUGGUUACAAGGACAUCCAGAGGGAUGAUGGUGACUUUGAGAACAUGCUUAUACAGAGCAUAGCAGAGUUCAUUCAGAUGGAAGCAGUUGAACAACCACAGUUCUCUUCAUCUGAGAGUUCAUCCCUUGAUGGCAGGAUGGCUGUUAUGAGCACCAGACCUGUCCAAUCUAGCUUGAGUUUAAUAGUAUCCGAGCAAGACUUUCUUAGCAUUGAUGACUCUAUCCAAAAUAGCAGAUCCUUAACCCUCCAGAGCUUGCAAUCUGCUUACGACGAUGACAAUCUUCAUAUCAGAAGGCGCCAUGUCAGGUUUCAGCUGCCAUCAAAUCCCGGGAUGGAUCCUGCAGUCAGGGAAGAGCUGAUGGAUCUGAUCCAGGCAAAGGAAGCAGGGGCAGCCUACAUAAUGGGGCAUUCAUAUGUGAAGGCUAGGAGAACUUCCUCUUUCCUUAAAAAACUAGCUAUUGAUAUCGGGUAUUCAUUUCUUCGGAAGAAUUGCAGGGGCCCGGCUGUGGCACUGAACAUUCCUCACAUCAGCCUUAUUGAAGUUGGCAUGAUAUACUAUGUGUAAUCACCUGGACGUUAUCGUCCAUUUAACCCCAGCUGGUCAUAUUUUGAACGGGUGGAUGCAGAGGUGGUCGAUGCUGGCCAUGGUUCUGGAACAGACGACAUUAAAGUAUAUGUAUGGGUUAGCGUUAUCUUAUAGCAGUUGUUCCAAGAAACAGCUUUCCUUUUGUACAGAUAACCUUCUGCAGACGUCUUCAUCUGAUAAAUUACCAGGGUUUUUCCAUGAGUAAUAACCAAAUGAUAAUAGAAAAGAAGAUUAAAUUCGCAUUGUUUCA